AUGUAUGGUUCAAAUGUCUUGCUCAUUGAGAACAGGAGCAGCUCUGUCGCCACAGUCACUUCUGACAACCCAGUCUUGGCACAGGUCUUGGAGCGAUUAAAACGACUUGAGGACAUUGUUCUGACAAAAUCUGAUUCUGUUACUGGAAACAUAACUUUUGGUGACGAUGACUCUAGGUCCAUCCCAAAUUUGCACGAGGAUGUCGUCCAGAACGAGAUAUUCCAUUCUAUUGGACGGUCUGAUGUUUCGCCACAAGCAAACAUCGAUCGACAGGAAGACGAAGUUCGCGAGACAGAAAUCACUGCAACAAAGCGGUCGGACACGAGAGACGAGGAAGCAAGCUUUACAUUCGUGUCUGCCAAAGUGUCCGAGCUGGCGUUCGAUGUCAAUCUCAGGACUCCAGUUUUGACCAAGAUCUCUGUGGACGGCGGCAGAGUAAUCAGGCGUAUAUGUCUUCCCGAACGGAAAGAAGCUCAUAUCUUGUUUCAGUCUUUCGCAAAGUCCCUCGGAUCAUGGUAUCAUAUUUAUCACAGGCAGACAGUGGAAACUCUCCUCGACAAGACUUACUACCAAAUUGCUUGUGGACAGGUUCCGAGUCUCUCACACAUUGCGUUGUUGCUCAGCAUAUUUGCAAGUGGAGCAUACUUUCAAACAUCUGCAGCAUGGCCAGAAUGCGUUUUCAGUGAUCCUCAAACGGCCAAUCAAAUAUCCUUGUGCUGGAAGCAGAACACGCUUGACAUCUUGGAUUUCAUCCAACGUGCUACAACACCGACCGUAUGUAUCGAGCUUCGUUUCAUAGCCUUCAUCAUACUGAAUCUGGAAGGACUCUCGAAAAAGUACUGGGUGCUACACACUACCUCAAUCACACUUGCCAGAGACCUAUCUCUACACGUCUUGGACCAUCCGGCGAGACCAAAGCCCAAGGAUGUGAUUGAGAACGAAGUCAAGAGGAGAAUAUGGUCAUUUCUCGCGACCACUGACUGGUUACUGGGUAGCAUGCCUAGUCCGCAAGAAGGAACAUACAACAUCAAUGCUCGACACUGUCAUAUUAACAAGCCUAUGAACAUCGACGACGAUGACCUCGCUGCGAACAGAAUCGUCGAUAAGCCACUGUCAGAACCCACCGAGAUGUCUUACUCUUUGAUCAGAACGUAUGCAGGAGACAUGUGUCGAAAUCUUGCUGAUAUGGUUCACCCUAUGGCUUCAGGAGUGAACAACGUCGACUAUAAUGAGAUCAUUGCUCUUGAGCAAAAGACCGCAGGGAUGGCAGUCGAAUUGCCAUUUUACUUCCGACUCGACGAAGAUAGCCGCAGAAGAACGGAACCAUAUCUCAACAAGUACCCGCAGCUUGCAACACAGAGAUAUCUUUUGCAACAGGGAUUCCACUGCCAUAGAAGCAGAAUCCACCGUCCGUUCCUCAUUCGCGGCUCUUUGGAUGCGAGAUUUCAAUUCUCUAGGGAUGCCUGUCUGGAGUCUGUCCGGAAGAGUCUGGAAAUUCGCCGUAUGUUGAACCGAGAGAAGCGUGGUGCGGUAUUGCCGGUUGCAAGACUCAACUUUGUUGUCUAUCAUAUCUUUAUGGGUGCGCUUACGCUGGCACUUGAUUUGUGCUUCAACAAGUCGACGAAUGAAGCGGAGGACCAGAGCCGGCGAGCAGAACUUAAAGAAGCGUGUUUGAUGCUUCACGAAGCCAAGACUGAGAUGCCGGCGGCUGAUCGAUUCCUCAGGCCAUUGAUGGAACUACUGCAAAAGUACAAGAUUCAGUUGCAAGAUUCUGGACCGCAAAACCAAUACCUCACGCCAGCUGGAUCUACACCCAUUGCGGGUCCAGACAUGACCGUCUUGGCUCAGAACACAGCAAACUUUUCUGGGAGAGUGUCAGGACAGGAUUUCACGGUAGUGCCAGAUGCCGAGCUUGAUAGUUUGUGGGAAGAUUUUAUCAACAUGGUCCCGGACACAGAUGCUCCAGGGUGGGAUGACCUUCUCGCUGAUUUCGACCAAGCGAGUUUGUUUGUAGGUGUUUAG
Aureobasidium namibiae CBS 147.97 is the source of this 2022-nucleotide messenger RNA. RefSeq lists its product as uncharacterized. Bases 1 to 2022 code for a protein of 673 amino acids. Gene Ontology annotation, biological process: DNA-templated transcription. The transcript is spliced from 3 exons. Gene Ontology annotation, molecular function: zinc ion binding; DNA binding. The record is from RefSeq and is a predicted model, not a curated record. NCBI's taxonomy places the organism in Eukaryota, Fungi, Ascomycota, Dothideomycetes, Dothideales, Saccotheciaceae.